Messenger RNA from Candidula unifasciata, 3030 nucleotides. Lineage: Eukaryota; Metazoa; Mollusca; Gastropoda; Stylommatophora; Geomitridae. The record is from the annotation of a GenBank genome assembly.
AUGAAGGUCCACAUUAGACUCGAUGGUCGAGUGGAAGUGGUCGAUGGUGUCAGUGUGGAUGCGACCUGUCUGCCCCUUGUGUCGGGGGCCCGACCCUAUGAUUCCGCGGCUAAGGAUAGCUCUCCCUUGGUACAGCAGUCAGCGCUGUGGUUCAAGACUUUGGCCGUUACGGCUCUUUACAUAGACUGCAGUCGGAGGUUGAUCUACUGGACUCCAGGAUGUACUGCUGAUAUCCAGGAUGUUCAGCUUCGAGCAUCACCGGCACCAGUGUCAGGCUCACAAGACUUUAUACCAUGCUGUGCCAGACCCCUGUUUCAGGACAACAGUGUUUAUGAUUUUGAUGCCUCCCUGAAAGAAAUGAUGUUGAAGUGCUUUGGGACCACACAGAAAUUUAGGAGAAAGUUUAUGUCAGUUGAUGAGUUUCACAAAACCAUUGCCAGAUUGUUGCACAUCUACAUUCUACCUUCAAUACAUUUUACACGAGAUGAUAUUGCCAGUUUGUUACAAGUGAAAUGCCAGAUUGAGGAACGUUUGGUCAAAAUAGAAGAAGACAUUAAGGCCAAAGCUAUUGUCAAAGAAAAUGUCAAGAUUUGUUUGGAUAAAAUGUUGAACAAGUUGUUGUGUGAGGAGAACUUCGACAGUGAGCAUUACUUGAGAACCUGCGACCGAGAUUUCUUGACAGCUGUCUUGAAAGUGGUGGAGUGUAAUGUUGCUGCCUUGAACACUGAUCUGUCUGCUAUACAGAACAUGGUUAACUGGGUCAGAGACCAUCCGGGCCAUGGCCAAAAACUUGCAGACCUGAAGGCUAGAAGAGACCAGAUAUUUGCAGAUGUUGAUCAACGUAUUCAAGUGCGAGAGACAAUCAAAAAUGUUGCUUUCAGACGAGAUCUGUCCAAAAGAAAAAACAAAUGUAAAGUUACAAAAAGCUGUGUACACAAUAUGUUCACAGAAGUUGUCAAACAGCUGGAGCUGCAGGAGAGCAGCAUGCAGGAACUGGGUGACGGUAAAGUCAGCAUCUGUGCAGCUCGUGAGGCUGUCCUGUACGCACUGUCCAACCUUGCCGACAGCAACCAGCCCUCAGCCAGUUCUUUGCAGUCUGAGCCAGAUAAGUUGGCCAGUUUUUCUGUUGAUGACAGCCAGACAGACAGAUCAAACUGUUGGCUGCCACUAGCAGCACAAGUAGCAACCACUUUGGAAAACAAGAAAUCUGUAGCCUACAUGUGCCAUGAAUAUGGCUGUCAGAAACUCAGUUCACAGACUGUACAUAUUCUCAAAGACUUCCUGCCAGCUAAAAUAGCACAAGAAUCCAUUCAUUCAUCUUGGACACAAACCCAGUCCAUCCAUUCCUCUAGAGCACAAACCCAGUCCAUUCAGCCCCAUGUGGUUGAUGUCCAACCAUGUGACCAGCAUCAAGAAACUUUGUGUGAUGAUCUAAGUUGCCAGUUUAGUUUGUCCUUGUCUGAAGUGACCAUGAGACAGCCCAAACUGGUUUCUCAGGCAGGUUACAAACGGGAAGCCAUUUAUCUUUCUAAGAGCAGUAAGUGGUGGACAAAUGUUUUUCACCAACCAGAUAUUUGUGAUGCUGACAUGACAGGGAUGUCUUGUGACUCAGGCCUCAGUCAGGAGUCCAUCCAAUCAUCUGGGACACCAACUCAGUCCAUACAGCCCUCUAUGGUUGAUGUCCAACCAUGUGACGAGCUUGACAAAACAUCCUAUGAUGAUGUCAACUGCCAGUUUGGUUUGUCCUUAUCUGAAGUACCCAUGAGGCAGCCCAAAUUGGUUAUUCAGGCAGGUCAUAAACAGGAAGCCAUGUUUCUCCAAGAGGACAAAGAUCAAUGGAAGAGUAGUUUCCACCAACCAGAUAUUUGUGGGAUCCAGUUGUCUCAGACAGAAAGGGUGUGCUGUGCCCCAAGAGAUGAUCGACCUGAAGACUAUAUAAUGGUAUCUGGUUAUAGGGGCACUAUCAGUUCCAACGAUGUGUUUACUGAGACAGAAUCUUCCGUGGAAGUGCAGCAGUCACCAGGACGACAGAUGACCUUGAGUGGGUUCAUGGAUGCUGUUGAAGAGUUGAAAGGUCAGAUACAGGCUCAUUUAACAGAGGUCAUUGACCUGCUAGGGCAGGAGACUUCAGAGUCUGAUGACCUGACCUUGAAGGAGCAGCAGGAGAUUCUCUGGAAGUCCUACGACCGCUUCUUCUCUCAGGAACUCUACAGCCAGUUGUGGAACCUCUACACCAUUGGUUUAACCCCUGGCAUACGACUGGCCUAUGCUGAACUACGCAACCUGUCUGUGCUAGAAAUACUCAAAGGUGAUAGACUUCUCACUUUGUUUUUUGGCCCAAGUGUUCUCAGAGGCAGGGCCUCGCCCAUCCCUAUCCCACGGCCAUCAAAGUACACAACAGCAGUUAAUGUCACCCAUGACUUUGAUGACUUCAGUUUUGGUGUUGGUCGCUGCAACGUCAUUGAAAUGGAAGCUAGUCAACACCGUGACCAGGCAGUCAGAACUGAGUCAUCCGGCUCAGUCACGCACUCCAUUGAUGAAGGUUUCUACCAAGCCUCAGGCUCCUUCUCCAGCAGCCUUCGUUCAACACUUUCCAGUGACAGUUUAAAUGAAAAUGCAGACGAGAUGUGGGAAUACACAUUCGGGCCCAGAAAGGUUGAAGACAAGCUGGGUUCAGUUUUAUCUCCAUUCAUGAAGUUUGUUGGAGUGUGCCUGAAUGUGGAAUGUUUCAGUGAGAAGAUUCGCUAUAUCACCAAAGCCAUUGAGGGCCUCAAUGACAGCAUCUCUGUCUUGUUUGGAUCGGACUUUCAGUCGACAUGUGAUGACAUUAUCAGUAUGCUGGUUCUGGCACUGUGCAACAUUCCUGAGAAUAUGUUUGUCAGUCUGUACGUCGACCUUCGUCUGUUGAUGGAUGUUCUCCCAGACUUUUUCUUUGGGUCUCGCUGGGACUUCCAUCUGGUCUCACUAUAUUCUGCAUAUAAUUACUUGUUUACUUUGAAGAUAUCAGACCAUAUCAUCCACAAGUUUUAA